Messenger RNA from Capsella rubella, 2140 nucleotides. RefSeq names its product RING-H2 finger protein ATL65. Lineage: Eukaryota; Viridiplantae; Streptophyta; Magnoliopsida; Brassicales; Brassicaceae. The transcript has 3 exons. The record is from RefSeq and is a predicted model, not a curated record. Bases 222 to 1472 code for a protein of 416 amino acids.
GUUAUGAAUCAAAAUCAUCGUAUUUUAUUUGUUUGAAUCCCCAAAAAAAAAAACACUGACGUGUAAAUUUGAGUCUUCCCAAUAUGGUUUACCUUUAGUCAACGCUUUUUUUUUUUUGGCCACAAAGUCCCCAAAUACUCAUUUUACGUUAAACAUUUCACUGGAUGCUCUGUUUUAGACUCUUUUCUUCGUUUUAGACUCUUUUUUUUUAGCAGACCACCAUGCGAUUCGUCGCGCCACCGCUUAGUUCCAUCGAUAUUUCACCGUCUCCUUCACCAUCUUCCGGAGUAUCGGAGGAGAUUCUUUCCCGUUCAUCGGAUCCUCCUUUGGAGUUUAGUCCUCCACUGAUCGCUAUGGUGGUUGUUUUAGCCGCCGCUUUUCUUUUCGUCACCUACUCUCGUCUUAUCUCCCGCCGUUUUAUCUCUCCUCUUUUCCGUCGUUUUCGACGGUGGCGUUGCCGUCGGCGCCGUCUCCUUCACUUAUCUUCAGCUUCCUCUGCUUCCACAUCUUCCUCCGAUCUCCGAUCCUUUUCCCCUUUCCCUUUCGACUCUUUUCACUACUCUUCUUACUCUCCCUACGGAUUAGACGAUUCCGUCAUCAAAACUCUACCCUUAUUCCUCUACUCCGCCGCCGCUUGCACCGGGAAGACCACGGUCGGGAAAUCUUCCACCGCUGACUGCAGAGAUUGCGCUGUUUGUUUGUUGGAAUUCGAAGAAGGUGACUAUGUACGAACACUUCCGUUAUGUUUCCAUGCUUUUCACCUUGAAUGCAUCGAUGAAUGGCUCCGAUCUCACCCUAACUGUCCGCUAUGCCGGACGGCCAUUCUCGGAUCCGCCGGCGCCGGGGUUUUAACGCCUAUGUCUCCGUUCGUUCCGUUGAUGGCUCCUCGAAUUCGCCCGAGCCUCGACGAUGAUGAGCGUAACGCGAUCAUCAUCCGCGGCGAAAUCACACCGUCGCGGAGCAGUUGGAACACAAUCUCUGCUGAUACGGCGGUCACGACGAACGAUCAUGAGAUCACAGUGUCGAUGGAAGAGCAAUCAUCACCGGCGAUUUCUCGGUUCCGGGAGCUGAAGAGAUCGUACUCGUUCGAAUGCGAGAGAGAAUCGGAAUCAGAGAGAGUAACGAUGGAGCCAGCGACGGUGUCUCCGUGGAGAUACAGGAGAUCUACGUGGAACAAACGUCAAUCACCGUUCGGAAACCUAAUUUCGAAAUCGAGAGUGUUCUCGUUCCGUUACUACAGAAGCACGAAAUCACCGUUCUUCCGACGGAGAUCAUCGGCGGGAGUGUUUUUCCCGAUAUCGGAACGGAUUCCAGCGACGGGAAGCUCAUCGCGGCGGACGAAAUCGAUGACGAGUCCGAUGUUCUUCAGAACAGCACCACACUCAUCGAGCCGGUUAAGAUGCGGAGAUCCAGAGGCACUGUUAUCGCCGGAGAGAUGGAGGAGAAGGGACACGUGUAGGGUAGAGAUGUAAGGUGAAAAUUGGACGGUGGUGAUGAUGAAAAAAAAAUUGAAGUGGAAGGAGUGAGCAUUAAUGGAUUGUGGGGUUUAAGCAUUUAAUGGAAUUAAAAUGGACGAAACAGAGAAAGAUAGAGAGAUUCAGAAAUUGCUCUGCUGCUCACAACAAGACCAGAGACGACACCAAGACGAUGAAGGUUUUUGGAGCAUGUUGCGACGACGUUUUGGCUGAUUCGUGUUUUUUUUUAAUUUUCUUCUGUCUUCUCUUGGAGUUAUCAAAUAGCAUUAACUUCCAAAGCUGCCAAAGUUAUUAUAGAAACGAAGUCAACAAACCCAUUAAAUUUCGUUUCUAUACUAACUUUAUUAUAUAUCGUCGGUGGCUUAUAUUGUUUCUUUGUUACUGAAAUUUUGUGUUCCACUUUACUUUUUUGACUAGCUGUUGAUUACAUUUUGAUGAAUGACAUUAACACUGAGAAGAUCUGGAUCUAUUGUGUCCAUCUUAUCCAGAGAUUGCUGAAGGUUGAGGAGGUCAUUGUAACAAGGUGUUUGAUCUGAGAUCUGAAUCUAUUUUACCUUUACUCUUAUGGCCGUGGAGGGUUGUUUUGUCCAAUCUGGUCAAUUGAGGGGAACUCUUGUAACAAAAGAAUUAUCUGCUGGGAGAUAAUCUACAAGUCUCGUUUAACU